Closterium sp. NIES-65 is the source of this 2652-nucleotide messenger RNA. NCBI's taxonomy places the organism in Eukaryota, Viridiplantae, Streptophyta, Zygnematophyceae, Desmidiales, Closteriaceae. The record is from the annotation of a GenBank genome assembly.
AUGUACAUCACACUCUACUACAUAGUCACCCAGCUCCCUGACUCCCUUCCCCUAGUCAGGGACCACUUCCUCUCAGUUUGCCCCACCACACUCACCGUUGACCUCCUCGAGGAGCGCCUCCUAGCAGCAGAUAAGAGCAUAGUCGCUGUAGGAGCCUCUCGUGGUGACCCUCGCACCCCAAUCUUUGAGGGUCGGUCGGCGCUGCGUCUGCCCCUAGCGGGUGACGCCGCAUUGGCAAGGGCAAGGGGGGCAAGGGCGCUGGAGGGGCUGGCAGGGGGGGUGGAGGUGGUGGUGGAGGCAGUGGAGGGGGUGGGGGUGGUGGUGGGAGUGGUGGCGGGGGUGGAGGUGUCGGUGGCAGCAGUGGAGGCGGAGGAGGCAGCGGCGGUGGCGGAGGGAGCAGAGGCGGUGGAGGUGGCGGAGGCGACGGAGGUGGCGGAGGCGGCGGCGGCGGCGGCGGCGGUGGAGCUGGUCGCGGCUUUGCGCAGAGGAGUGGUUCCGGUGGUGGUCCGCGCCAGCAGCAGCAGCGCAGUCGUGAGACCCCGUCCCCCUAGCAGCUUCGUGAGUGGUACGCUGGGCGUCAGCGAGUGCGGGGGCCCGCACUCCACCCAGCGCUACUUCGGCCGCCUGACGGACGCGUGGCGUCACCAGUUCCCUGACGCCACUGAGAUCCCUCGCUGGGGAGAGCUGUCUAGGGCAGGGGUUGCUAUCUUUGAUCUUGAUUAUGAUGCUUUUCUUGCAGCCAUGUAUGCUGUGUCUACUAAUGAUGAGGGUGACUGUUACCUGUGUGUUCCGCCUGACCCGGGCAUUGAGGCUGCUGCUCUAGGUGCUGGUGAGGCUGCUGCUCUAGGUGCUAGUGCGUCUGCUGCCCCAGGUGUUGGUGAGUCUGCUCUCUCAAGUACCACGUCGGCUCAGGCCUUACACACCUUCACCCUUGACUCGGGUGCUUCCCGCUCCUUCUUUCGAGACUGCACCACGCUUACGCCGCUUAGUCGGCCGGUUGCGGUCUCCCUGGCGGACCCCUCUGGGGGUCCUGUCCUUGCUCGCUUCUCCACUGUCUUACCGUGUCCGGCAGCCCCCUCUGGCACCCUGUUAGGUCUCUACCUCCCCUUGUUCUCUACGAACUUGGUGAGUGGUGCUGAUCUACAGGAUGGGGGGGUUGACCAGUUCACUCCUGCGAGUCAGCGGGUGACCCACUGCACUUGUGCUCGGACGGACCGACACUUGGCCACGUUUACCCGUCGGCCAGGGUCGAGCCUGUACACACUGACUACUGAGUCUCCUCCGGUUGCUGAGUCUGGUCAGGUAGCUGCGUCGAGUCAGGUGUUUGCUGCAGCGUCCAGGUCUGGUCCUGAGUUUGCUCCCUGCUCGUGUGGUCUCCUGUCCCACCACACUCUCCUUUGGCACCACCGCCUUGGUCACCCCUCCCUGCCUCGUCUCCGAGGCAUGGCCUCCCGUGUCCUUGUCUCUGGUCUCCCUCGGUCCCUCCCUCUCCUCCCUCUGGUGCCUGCCCCUACCUGCGUUCCCUGCAUCGAGGGGCGGCAGCGCGCCGCCCCUCACUCCUCCGAGUUUCCUCCGACAGAGGCUCCGCUGCAGACUCUUCACAUGGACGUGUGGGGCCCGGCCCGCGUCCGUGGCCAGGGUCACGAGCGUUACUUCAUGUUGGUGGUUGACGACUAUUCACGUCACACCAUGGUGUUCCCCUUGCGCAGCAAGGGUGACGUCACUGGGGUGUUGAUCGACUGGAUCCGCGCAGCUCGUCUCGAGCUCAGAGAGAGUUUGGGCUCGGACUUUCCUGUUCUGCGUCUGCACUUUGACAGAGGUGGGGAGUUUUCCUCUGCCCGUCUGGGAGCCUUCUGUCGUGCACAGGGCAUCCGCCAGACCUUCACGCUUCCGGCCUCUCCACAGCAAAAUGGGAUUGCUGAGCGCCGCAUUGGCAUUGUCAUGGACGUCGCUCGUACGUCCAUGAUCCAUGCGGCUGCCCCCCAUUUUCUGUGGCCGUUUGCAGUUCAGUACGCAGCGCAUCAGCUCAACCUUCAGCCCCGGGUCUCCUUGCCAGAGACCUCCCCCACCUUGCGGUGGACGGGGAAGGUUGGCGAUGCGUCUGCGUUUCGGGUCUGGGGAUCUCGGGCGUUUGUCCGCGACUUGUCUGCGGACAAGCUGUCCCCCCGUGCUGUUCCCUGCGUCUUCCUUGGCUUCCCCCCUGACGCGCCUGGGUGGCAGUUUUACCACCCCACCUCGCGCCGUGUUCUGUCCUCCCAGGACGUCCCCUUUGACGAGUCGGUGCCUUACUACCGUCUCUUCCCCUACCGCACUGCGCCUCUCCCCCCGCCGCCGCUCUUCCUUGCGCCAGGUCCUCCCCAGGUAGACCCCCUCCCCCCUCAUAGUCCUGCCCCGUCAGGUGUCUCCCAGGUAGACGCAAUCGAGCCUCUCGAGGUAGCUGUUGAUUCUGGUGCUGCUAGAGGUGCUGUGCCUGCGGGUGCCGGGUCUGGAGGUGCUGAGCCUGAGGGUGCGGAGCCUGGGGGUGCUGAGUCCAGGGCCUGGGGGUGCUGGGUCUGCUCGUGUGGCCUCUCGCGGUGCUUCGUCGAGGCGGGAGCCACUCUCUCCGCAGGAGCUGCGCGAGUGGUUUGCCCGGCGCUGGAGCCGUGCUGCUGA